CUGUCAGCUGACUCUACCCGGAAACGUUUCGUGAAACUGACAGCAACAUAAAAAGGUUUUCAUCCAGAACAUUUGUUUACACUAAACUAGGAAUUAUAAUCGAUGGAGUCGACGCUUGAACAGCAUCUUGAUGAUACCAUGAAGAAUCCAGCAGUGGUCGGAGUCCUCUGCACUGAUCAACAGGGACACAGUCUGGGAUGUCGUGGCUCAUUGACUGACGAACACGGUGGCGUCGUGUCUGUUUUGGCCAAACAAGCUGCAGCUCUCCCCAAAGACCCAACAGACUCCCCUACUGUCUGCCUGGAGUCUGACUCAGGGAACAUCUUGGUGAGAAGCCACGGGAGCAUAACCAUAGCAGUCCACAAGAUCGCCUCCUGAAGACUCCACGACUCUUCAGCAUUUAUAUU
Messenger RNA from Cyprinodon variegatus (sheepshead minnow), 407 nucleotides. It is a transcript of the gene lamtor5, whose product is annotated as late endosomal/lysosomal adaptor, MAPK and MTOR activator 5. Gene Ontology annotation, cellular component: lysosome; Ragulator complex; cytoplasm. The record is from RefSeq and is a predicted model, not a curated record. Lineage: Eukaryota; Metazoa; Chordata; Actinopteri; Cyprinodontiformes; Cyprinodontidae. Gene Ontology annotation, biological process: positive regulation of TORC1 signaling; cellular response to amino acid stimulus. Gene Ontology annotation, molecular function: guanyl-nucleotide exchange factor activity. The transcript has 4 exons. Bases 103 to 378 code for a protein of 91 amino acids.